Messenger RNA from Camellia sinensis, 814 nucleotides. RefSeq names its product prefoldin subunit 6. Gene Ontology annotation, biological process: chaperone-mediated protein complex assembly; protein folding. Gene Ontology annotation, molecular function: protein-folding chaperone binding. The record is from RefSeq and is a predicted model, not a curated record. Lineage: Eukaryota; Viridiplantae; Streptophyta; Magnoliopsida; Ericales; Theaceae. Gene Ontology annotation, cellular component: cytoplasm; prefoldin complex.
CAAGUGCGUAAACCUCACCCACAAACGCCGGAAAAACCCAGGAGUUCACAGACAGACAGAGAGACGAUCGAAGGAAAAUGGGCUCGUCGAGUGCUAUGCGCGAGCUACAGCGAGAACUCGAGUCCAAAGGCAACGAUCUCAGCAAACUCCAGAAAGAUAUCGCAAAGAACCAUCAAGUUAGAAAGAAGUACACCAUCCAGCUUGGUGAAAACGAGCUCGUCCUCAAGGAGCUGAAUCUGUUGAAUGAAGAUGCGAAUGUGUACAAAUUGAUAGGACCUGUACUCGUGAAGCAGGAUUUAGCAGAGGCCAACGCGAAUGUCCGUAAGCGAAUUGAUUACAUCUCUGCUGAAUUGAAACGGUUGGAUGCAACUCUACAAGAUUUGGAAGAAAAACAAAAUAGUAAGAAAGAUGCGAUUUUAAAGUUGCAGCAAAGAAUUCAGUAUCUCCAGGCCGGAAAAGCAAAGGCAUAAUUUUCCUCUGCUGGUUCUUUUCUGGCCUAGUUAGCAUCAGUGCUCUUGAUCUCUGCUUUUUGAGUAAAACUACUAUUCUAGUUACUAGCCCUCCCUUUUUGUUUUUGGAUUUUGAUGAUUGUUUCUUACAAGGAAAAUGUGGUUGUGUUGGUUUUUUUUAAAUGAUACGUUGUGUUUGUGCAAGAUAUGUCAAAGUUUAGGUUGUAUCGAGUGCAUCGUUCCUAAGUAUCCAACAUUGGUGGACCAAUGCCGUGUAAUGACUUAUCUUUGUAUCUGGUGAAUGUGGAUCUUUGGAAAAAGUUGUUGGCCAUCAGUUGUUACAAUGUACUGCUUAAGUUGAACUA